Molecule: messenger RNA, 7086 nt
Organism: Pecten maximus
Lineage: Eukaryota; Metazoa; Mollusca; Bivalvia; Pectinida; Pectinidae
Product: mucin-5AC-like
Exons: 7
Coding region: 16-5547 (1843 amino acids)
Source: RefSeq, a predicted model, not a curated record
AUUAGAGGGAAGAGUAUGCGACAUGACCAGAAUAUGGCAUUCAAUACAGCCACAAAGCAAUUGGACGCACAACUGCUCGCCCCCGAAGCGCAAGGCCAUCUUGAGAUACUGCAACCUCACAGUAUAAACACCAUCGGUGGGCAAAACGCAGGCAAUUCAAGGCUUUCUGCCGGUUCGUCUUUUCAAUCUGUUAUGACGUCACCGGACAUUCUUCCUCCGACUCCUCUCGUGGAUAGAAGUUUCGCCUCACCAAUAUUACUCACAAACCAAGGCGAAUUACCCAGCGAUAUGCAACAAGCCUUAUCACAGACCACGGGGUCCAGUAACCAACUUUGGGAUGCAUCCAGUGUCAACCAGCAACGUGCGCUAGACAAUUCACACACGGAAAUCUUUAUGGGCGCCUCAAAACACUCACCAAGAAGAAAGCAACCGACGUUGUCAGAACAAAUGGCAGGAUUGAUUUCAGGAGAUAAUAUCAUGCCAGGAGAUUCUAGUUCGGUUGUUGAUCCAAGAUUUGGAAUUAUUUCCUCACCCGACCAUAUUGCAACAAUGGAGGUCGGUUCGAGUCUUGGUGCUCAUAGACCACCACCUGACAACUGGCAUGCCAGUAUCCAGCAACGAAAAUCAUUGCACCAACAACCGAAUAUCCGUACGCAUAUUCAAGAUCACUCUGGAAUGCGUAUUGCAACUCCGCCACCUCAACGCUUCCGAGACGGAUUGCAUUCACUUGGAUUAUUGUCAGACUCGUUUGUUGUAUCUGACGGUGGGGCAUAUGUCAACACAGACGCUGAGGUCAAGGUCAGGUCUGGUUUGUCGGCCAUCGCCCGUCAAACGCCACGACCGCCGCCUACACAGCCUCCCCAAGCUCCCACCAAACGACCCGAACAUGUGAUUGAUCUGAAGAGUCGAGGCAAGUCGUGGGAUAACUUCAAAGAAAUACCCUGGGGCAAAGAACAAGGCAUAUACAAACCUGAAGUUGCAAAAGGUCAAGUGACUCCUGAACUAGAAGUACAUCCACCUGACCAGCGGCAUUCUUUAAGAGAGCAACACAUUUCGCCGCAGAGGACAGAUAUGAAGCCAUUCGAGCAGCGUCAAUCUGUAGCAGAAACUCGUGCGUCACCGAAAAGGACGGAAGUCAAACCACCAGCUAAACCUACAGUCAAACACGCAUUGGAUAACCUUAUGAUAUAUAUCGACACAGUCAAUAGGAACCUCAAAGACACAACGCAAGCGCAACCUACAGAAACACAGCCAGUCAAAGCCCAAGUGAAAGAAGUCUUGGUGAAAGGGACUGGUAAAACAAGUUCAUUGCAACGAACCAAUACAGGCUUAGUACAGCAAUCGGGCAAAUAUAAAACAAAUGCAUUGAAAAAAACUGUUAAAAUGCCAAUAUCGCUGAUGAAACAGACUGGAAAAUCUCAAGGUGGUCCAUCCCACAGAACAGGGAUUAACCAAGAAGUAUUGAUACAACAAACCGGGAAAUCUGGAGGUGGUCUUUUGCAUAAACCUGGCACAACGAAAGGAAAUUCAUUAAUGAAAACCGGUAUACGUCAAGGAAGUCUUCUACAAUCUGGUAAAUCUCAGGGCGGUCCUUUACAACAUAGAAAGCCUCAAGGUGGUGCGUUACAACCCGGUAAACCUCAAGGUGGUACGUUACAACCCGGUAAACCUCAAGGUGGUGCCUUACAACCCGGUAAACCUCAAGGUGGUGCGUUACAACCCGGUAAACCUCAAGGUGGUGCGUUACAACCCGGUAAACCUCAAGGUGGGGCUUUGCAAUCCGGUAAACCUCAAGGUGGUGCGUUACAACCCGGUAAACCUCAAGGUGGUGCGUUACAACCCGGUAAACCUCAAGGUGGUGCGUUACAACCCAGUAAACCUCAAGGUGGUGCGUUACAACCCGGUAAACCUCAAGGUGGUGCGUUACAACCCAGUAAACCUCAAGGUGGUGCGUUACAACCCGGUAAACCUCAAGGUGGGGCUUUGCAAUCUGGAAAACCUCAAGGUGGGGCUUUGCAAUCUGGAAAACCUCAAGGUGGGGCUUUGCAAUCUGGAAAACCUCAAAGGGGCGUUUUAGGACAAGCUAUCAAAACUCAAGCAGGUCCACUACAAACAGCGGGUAAAAUACAAACAGGUUUACUGAAUCAAGCUGGUAAAGCUCACGGAGGUCCGAUGCAAGAAGCAGGAAAACGUCAAAGCAAUUCACUUCAGAAAAAUAUGAAUUCGCAAGGCGGUGCACCAGAACAAAAUGUUAUAUCUCAAAGAAAAAUGAUUCAACAAGCCAGAAACAAGCCAGCUGCAUUAAAACAAGCUGCUACGAAACUGGGAGGUUAUGUUCAUAAAACCGGUGCAAAUGAAGUAAAUGCAUUGCAGAAAACUGGUGGUAGAGGUUCAUCUUUAAAUUCAGUGACCAAAAAUGAUAUUGCAUUGAAGCACCCAGGAAAAGAACAACGUAUUCCUCAAAGACUUAUAAGCCAAACAAAACAAGUUCCCCCUGUCCAAAGUACAGCAUCACGGAAAUUCCAGAUGCCAAAAGGCACAUUAUCGCAAAAUAAUGUCAAACAAAGUGCUUCAACCCGAAUAGAUGCAGUAGGAAAGUCUGAGAGCAACAAAUUAUCUGGAAUGGCAAAAACAGUAAAUAUGAAUCAACCAUCUAACAGGAUGCCAACAUCAGUUGCUGGUGAUAAUACGAAGAAAUCGUCUUCGCAGAAUGUCAUCAAUGGAAAACUAGCGACAGAUGCAAAGAAGAUAAGCGCUGCGACUAGUCCAGUAAUUAAGCAGCCGGGCUCUGCGUCGCAAGCAUCAGAUGUCAAGACUGCUGAUAAUAAAAUAAGCGCUGCGAAUGUGAAUAAAGAAAACAAUCCUGGGCUUCGCGACGCCUUCAAUACAGCCGGUUCUCAGAAGUACGAGGCUAUGCUAAGCAAGCCUAUUUAUAGAUUAAAAUCUGACCAGCCUACUGUUGAACCAAUUUACGGUGCUGUAGUUGGCGACGCAAACAUUCAGCUUGAAUCUGGUACCACACCUGCCACACAAGUCGUUACGAUGAAAUCGGGUGAUCAGUUCCCUUCUCUAUCGUCAUCAUCAAGUAGCAAGGUUGAUAGAAGCAAACUCCACGGUAUCCCAAUACAUUUAGGUUGGCAAAAACCAACCCUACCUUUGUCUUCUAACAAAGAUGCCGUAAAUGGCGAAGCCGUAAUGACAGAACCAGCAACAAGGCCAAAGCCACCUACAGAACCAUAUGUUGCUACAGUCACGGAAAGUCCUACGCGCACAACCACUACCACACCCAUGACAACAACUACCACACCAGAACAAACCACUACUACAGAACCAACUACAACUACCACCACUACCGAACCAACGACAACAACCACCACGGCUGCCCCAACCACUACCAUCACCACCACAGAACCAGCGACAACUACUACUGCUGCCCCAACUACUACCAUCACCACUACAGAACCAACGACGACCAUCACUACUACAGAACCAACGACGACCACCACCACUACAGAACCAACGACGACCACCACCACUACUACAGAACCGACGACAACCACCACCACUACUACAGAACCGACUACAACCACCACCACUACUACAGAGCCCACAACAACAACAACAACAGAACCGACGACAACAACAACCGAACCGACGACAACCACCACUUCUACAGAGCCCACAACAACAACAACAACAACAACAGAACCGACGACAACCACAACUACUACAGAACCGACAACUACCACCACUACUACAGAACCGACAACCACCACCACUACAGAACCGACGACAACCACCACCACUACAGAGCCCACAACAACAACAACUGAACCGACAACAACAACAACAACAGAACCGACAACAACUACCACCACUACGGAACCAACUACUUCUACGACUACUACUACAGAACAAACGACUACCACCAGCACAAGCACCACCACCACUCCAGAACCCAUGACUACCACUGCUGCCCAAAUUAACACUGCUCAUGAAGUACCAUUACCAACCACGGGAGCAGCGGAAAUUACCACGACGAUCGCGUCAGCUGAUAAUUGGAUUGGUUCAUUUGUUACAGGAAAACCUGUAAUUAACCAACAGUUAAAUCACACGACAAACUUACCGUCCUCAUCACAAUCGACAACAGGUCGCGCGCACAAUCAAACCCCUCUUAAUAUGCUAGUAACAUCCUUACCGGAAAGUACUGCUGCAAGCGAAAUGGUUCAAACUAAGCAAGCUUCUACUUUUGGCCAAACACAGGCUUCUACAUCCGAUUCAUCUAUCUUUCAAGAUGCACCUUCAUCACCCCCAACAGAUUUAUUACCAACAACUCUGCAACGUUCAUCGACCCAAAUGCAAUAUGAUGUGUCACCUACUCAAAAGGAAAUUACACAAACAGAUGCAACAUCACAUUCGCCUAUUUCCGCUAUUCCGACGGAUUCGUCAACACAUACUACAGGUCCUCUUGUUGCGAGUCCGAUGGGUGGAGCCCGGAUAGACACUUUCCAGCAGGGUCAGCCAAUGCAACCACUUAACAAGAUGGACGCACUCAUGAUCAAUCCGUCUCAAGCACCGACUGCUGCUACACAGCAAAAGAGGAGAGAGCCGUUAGUCCCCGGUUACAUCGCUCAAUCCAAUGCCCCACUUAAUCAAAAACCUGCGAACCAGUGGCCGACAAAAGCCCCACACGUCACUCCUGGUGCACAGGGACCCACCUGGACACAGGGUAUAAAUCAGCCACUCUCUACGUUCCCACAGUCCAUUUUGAUAGAUACUGAGCCACAUAAUGCUUUAUUGGCAUCAUCGAAACCAGGCUACCAGCCUGAGGUACCCAUUGUUUCUGUCAAACAGAAAACGUUUGCAAAUAAAAAUAAAGAAGCACCAUUAGCUGAUGUCAACACCGGUUUAAACACAUUUGCUGGCGAACAACAACCUUUAGAUGGAAAGUUUGCCCAUCAAACUGAUGUUAAAAUGAUGAAAAAUGUCAAAAGUGUGAUGGCUGACUAUUCUAUAAUAAAGGACGCUGGUCCAAUGGGACCGCUACUGCCAGGAUCUCCGGCACCACCAACAGAGAUGAGACAAAUGUACAAGUCAACUCCAACUGACGUACGAUUACAAACUGGCAGUCCACAAUACGCAGGAAUUACUGAUAUUGUCUACCAAGCAACAAACACUCCCGUUCUCACAGGCGUUCCAUCAACUGGUUUUACCAACGCCUGGACUACUGUGGUCACCAGACCGCCACCGGAAGUAACAGUGACCACCACAGUACCUACAACAACAACGACAACUGAGCCAACCACGACAAACGUCUACACUAGGUUAUCGGUCAUCGUUAAUCAGGAAAAAAUGAAAAAGGAGAAGGCGAAGGAGUUGGCCGAGUUGAGGAGAGCUCUGCAGGAUCUUGGUAUUGCGAAUGCCAGUGGAUUGUAUCAAAAAUUAGUAAAACUCUCAGCAGCUGCAAGAAAAAAUAUUCUGAAGAGGGCAACUUUGAUAAAAACGCAGAAAAAGAAACGUUCUAAAACAAAUCGCAGGAGUGGUUAAAUCAUAAAGGAACGAUUUAUGAGGAAAAAGACAAUAUCGAACGAUCCACUGGAUACUCAAUGGUAGGACUGCAUCACGACUCCACUUUGUCAUUCAGAUAACCAAAUAUGCAGUAUCCAUUUCUUCUACUAACUUUAAGAUGAAAGUUAUUUGUUUUUUUAUUAUAUUUGAGCAAAAUUCAUAUGAAUAAAUAAAUCAUAGACUUUUCUUCCUAUUUUUGAAUGAAGUUAAUCUAACAAACGGGCCCACAAAAAUUAAUGAUUAUAUAAUGCGUCGUGUGUUUGAGUUCAAAUGAAUAUUUGUAACGAUUCGCUCGUGUUUGUGUUAUAUGUAUCACGGUUUAACUAUUUUUAGUUAUUCAGAUGAAUUUCCGGAUUAAUUAAAACAACAAAUAUGUCGAACAUUUUUGUUAAACUAUUUGAAUUCCAGUGCGAAUGUGGGCGGAACCUAUCUUUUAUAACUGUGAACCUGGGAUUCUAUUAGCCAUCAAAAAAGCAGAAUGAUUCACUGUUGGAGUUAAGUGAUGAAUUGACAAAGAAUGCAAGAUAAAAUGUGAUAUAUUCAGUAGAAUAAAGUUAAAUGCUAAAGAUAACUAGCUGAAGGUCGAGACUCAUGGUUGUUUGUUGUGGCCAAUGUGUUCUGCUGGCCAGAAACAAAAGGUCAGUCUAACUUUCUAAUAUGUUAUAUAAUUGUCCAGCGUUCGUUUAGUGUGCAAUAAACGUCAAAAUGUUUUUAUUUGAAUCUUAUCAAGUUUAAUGUCUUGAGCAUGACAACGAACACGCCGUCGGCCCGUGCUCGCUGGUCACGUGGUAACGAUAAUUAAAUGUACAUCUAAUUGAAGUCUUAAACAAUACACGCUUGGCUUUUUUAAUUAGACGUCCUCCGUAUAAAGAUUAAUUAUGCUGUAUAUACAUUAUUUAAAUAUUUAUCAUAUAUUAUUUCCGUGACACGAAGUCCGGAUGACAAGAUAUGCUACGUUUUUAUUACUUUCUUGGACAAGAUAUUUGGAUAUUAUUCAACCUGAUGUAAAUCUUCCCUGGUACCGCACCUAAUGUAGGGGUAUAUGAUAAUGAUUAAAGAGAUCCAAACCUUAUAUAGGUAAUUCUUAUUCUUAAAUUAAAACCAUAAAUAUCACAUAAAAAUAUAAUGUUUCUUAAUUAUAACACCUUAAUUCAAAAGGUCACUUAAUCAAAACGAGAACAUUAUAUGACCCUUCAGUUUUCAUUAAAACGGCGGUAUCUGAUUGGUUCGUAAAACGUCCCAUUGGGUGUGCUGCCAUACGUUUGCCACAUCGAACAGUGUACUGAUUUAAGCCGUGGUGGUAUCAUAAAGACAGAAAUUUGAUUUGAAAUUUCUAUAAAUCCUAUGCUAGGCUAUCUGUAACCUUUUCCUAUUACAUUUGCCUUGUGAUGUGGAACGAUGAUAUUGAAGUGAUAAACAUGUAACAUAGGCUUUAACACAUCAAUUGUAUAUACACGUCAUUUGUAUCAGCUGCUACAGCAAAGUUUCACCAAAAUCAAUAAAAAACCAGAAAUAAUC